AUGUCGCUCAAAGAUUCGAACCAGCUGCAAGGGCACCCGCAUGUGAACUUGUCCAAUGCAAAAAGUCUCAAGGAUAUGGAGUCCGACAUUGCGUACCCCUCGGGUCUCAAGAUUGCGAUGUUGAUUGUAUCUAUCUUCAUUGGCAUGUUCCUCGUGUCCUUGGAUCGCCUCAUUAUCUCCACAGCUAUACCUCAGAUUACCAACGAAUUCGGUUCAGCAGAUGAUAUUGGCUGGUACGGCACGGCAUACCUUCUCACCAACUGCGCAUUCCAGCUGCUGUUUGGAAAGCUAUACCCCUCUUUCAGUAUCAAGGUCAUCUUCAUGUCGUCCAUAGUUGUCUUUGAGACCGGCUCAGCCCUUUGUGGGGCUGCACCAAACUCAAUCGCCUUCAUUCUUGGAAGAUCCAUUGCUGGCAUAGGAGCUGGUGGUAUUCUCUCUGGAGUUAUGGCCAUCAUCGUUUAUGCUGUUCCCCUCCAUAACCGGCCCAAGUAUCAAGGUUUAUUUGGCGCAGUGUUUGGUAUCGCUUCGGUGACUGGUCCCUUGAUUGGUGGCGCCUUCACCUCAAAUGUCACCUGGAGAUGGUGCUUCUAUAUCAACCUUCCUAUAGGUGCCGUGGUCCUGGUGUUUGUUUUCUUUCUACUCCAUAUUCCCGAUCGUCGCACCACCAACGUUCCUCUUAAAGAGAAGCUGCGACAGCUCAAUAUUCUGGGUAUGAUUGCCCUCAUUCCCGGUGUUGUCUGUCUCUGUCUGGUCCUGGAAUGGGGCGGCACCACAUAUUCUUGGAGCAAUGGGAGGAUUAUAGCAUUGCUUGUGCUCGCAUCUGUGCUAUUGAUUAUUUUCGUCUUGAUUCAAGUGCUGAAGCCUGACCAGGCGACUCUCCCCCCAAGAAUUCUCACCCAACGCAGCAUUGCGAGCGGUUUCUGGGUGAGCUCCUGUCAGGGUGCACAUAUGAUGAUACUCGUUUACUACCUCCCCGUUUGGUUUCAGGCCGUCAAGGGUGUCUCCGCAGUCAGUAGCGGUAUCCACCUGCUUCCAAUGGUGAUCCCCUUGGUUGUAGCAUCCAUACUCACGGGCCAACUCAUCUCCCGCAUCGGCUAUUACACGCCGUUUUUAAUACUUGGAGUCUGUCUUACAUCAAUAGGGGCCGGUCUAUUGACCACCCUGACCACCAACACAUCCGAGGGAAAAUGGAUUGGCUUUCAGAUCAUAUAUGGCUACGGGCUAGGGUCAUGCUCUCAAGCUCCGAACAUGGCUGCACAAACCGUUCUACCACGCAAGGAUGUCGCGAUCGGAGCCUCGCUCAUGUUUUUCGGCCAACAGCUCUUCGGUGCUAUCUUCACUUCCGUGGGUCAGAACAUCCUGUCCAACCAACUGUCUAAGCGUCUCUCCGACAUCCCGGGUAUCGGCAUCACUCCGCAGUUGAUCCAGAGAACGGGCGCAACGGAGAUUCUGAGCCGCAUACCCGAGCAGUACCAUGCCGUUGCUCUGAAAGACUACAACGAUUCCCUCCGCGAGUGCUUCCAAGUCGGCGUUAUCAUGGCAUGUCUCGCUGCCCUAGGUGCAUUCGGUAUGGAAUGGCGCAGUGUCAAGAAGAAUAAUCUCGCCAAGAAACCCGAAGCUGAGAGGUCUCUCGAAAAUGGAAACGAAACGGGCGUUGAUGACAAAGUGGUCAACGCCCAGACUGAGCACACUCGGCCUUCCGCUGCUGUGGAGAAUGCGGGAGGGAAAUCCGAGACCUCGGAACAGAAGACUCCCACUUUGCCAUUUGUGCAACACCGCGAGACUGGCACGAGAAUAGAAACGUCCAGUUAG
Messenger RNA from Aspergillus sclerotioniger CBS 115572, 1812 nucleotides. RefSeq names its product MDR family MFS transporter. The transcript has 5 exons. The record is from RefSeq and is a predicted model, not a curated record. Lineage: Eukaryota; Fungi; Ascomycota; Eurotiomycetes; Eurotiales; Aspergillaceae. Bases 1 to 1812 code for a protein of 603 amino acids. Gene Ontology annotation, molecular function: transmembrane transporter activity. Gene Ontology annotation, biological process: transmembrane transport.